This is a messenger RNA of Topomyia yanbarensis, 969 nucleotides long. RefSeq lists its product as uncharacterized. NCBI's taxonomy places the organism in Eukaryota, Metazoa, Arthropoda, Insecta, Diptera, Culicidae. The record is from RefSeq and is a predicted model, not a curated record. Bases 1 to 969 code for a protein of 322 amino acids. The transcript is spliced from 2 exons.
AUGACUAAGAGCGAGAAAAUCAUAAUCGAAAAGGUUAUCCAGCGAAAGGGUUGUUAUGUUACGUGCGAGUUGGUGGAGAAAUUUAUUAAGGAGUAUAGAGAGGAGCGGGAUCGAGUACAGAUAUCAGUGCGUAUUGAUGUUUUAGACCGAGCCUACCAAGAAUUUCUGGAGGCUCAGGUGGAAAUCGAGAAAAAUGAGAGACCGGAGACGUUAGAUGCCCGAUUCAUGAAGCGAACGGACUUCGAAGAGCGCUACUGUUUAGCUAAGGGUUUCUUGCUUUCAAAGUGCCCUCUUGAAGCACACGAAUCGAUACUCAAUAGUUCAGUAAAUCCUUCCUCUAUUCCAACUGCUGCAGGUUUUCACUUGCGACUCCCGAAGAUAGACUUGCCCAAGUUUGACGGUGAUUUCUCCCGUUGGAUGGCUUUUCGCGACUCGUUCCAAUCAAUGAUCCACGUCAAUGCUGAAAUUCCUGCAGUCGCCAAGCUCCAAUACUUGUUACAAUCGCUAGAAGGUGAAGUAAAAAAGCCGUUUGAGAGCACUGAUAUUGUAGCCGAUAACUAUGCCGUAUCUUGGGAGACUUUUUUGAGACGAUACGACAAUCGCAGAUUAUUAAGACGUCAACUUUUUCGAGCACUGUACGAUCUGCCAUCUGUACUCUCGGAGUCACCACAAGAACUACAUACACUAGCUGAUGAUUUUCAACGACACGUUAAGGCACUUGCGAAGCUGGGUGAACCGAUUCAUCACUGGGACACUCCACUUAGCACAAACAAAUCUCAUUUGUCUGCCGCCAAUGCGAAUCAGCUGAUCUGGGCCGAUAAAGGGAUGAAACCAACGGAUACGAGAUUUCGGGGAUACUGGUUACGCUUGCUGGAGGGCCUUGUACUCGAGGCUGAAGCUUUACUGUUGGAUGAGUCUGAUGAUCGUCGCUUCUGCUUCCUUCCGCUCGUCAACUGUAAGGUGUGCUGA